AAACGGAGCAAGUUGGAGCUAAAGCGGGUAGAGGGUUAGGGUUAGGGUUAGGGUUAGGGUUUUGGUGUUUGGGAGGAGGAGAAAAGAAAAGAAUAGAUGGCGAAAUUCAACGUAGUACAGAAGAGAAGGAGAGCUGCGUUAGCAGAGCAAAAGCGAGCCGUUCACGGUGACCCUUUAACGGCCAAGCUCAAGAAAAAGCCCCAACCCGUCUCAAUCUCCGGCAAGCGCAAGCGCAAGCUCUUCAAAAAAUGGCGGAGGGAGCAGAAGGAGUCUAUGGGGAAGGGUCUCAUCACUAUGCAAGAUAUUGAGAUGGCUGUUGCAGAAGGGACAUCUGAAGAUGCCAAUAAAGCUCCAGCGAAAUUUCACUUGAAGAAGAGUCUGAAGCUUAAAUUGAAAAAGAAGGGUAAGAACAAAAGAAAAUCCGGUACACCAGCUGCAGAAGCACCAGUUGAUGCCAUGGUAGAGUAAAUGGUGAGGAAACACCAUACUCUUGACAACAUGGUGUAACUAUUAGUGGUUUUCACAAAGUAGUACUGUCUGAUGGAUUUUCUUUGUGAUAUUUGGAGUUUGUGCAGAACUUCAUACUGUUUGUUACAUCUAUGCGUUAUGUGAUUUUAAUCAAGAUCUUUUAGAGUUAGCAAUGAACUUCAUAUUUUUUGUUA
Messenger RNA from Cornus florida, 662 nucleotides. RefSeq lists its product as uncharacterized. The record is from RefSeq and is a predicted model, not a curated record. The transcript is spliced from 4 exons. The coding region runs from base 97 to 468 and encodes 123 amino acids. NCBI's taxonomy places the organism in Eukaryota, Viridiplantae, Streptophyta, Magnoliopsida, Cornales, Cornaceae.